Molecule: messenger RNA, 8151 nt
Organism: Amphiprion ocellaris (clown anemonefish)
Lineage: Eukaryota; Metazoa; Chordata; Actinopteri; Pomacentridae
Gene: zcchc2
Product: zinc finger, CCHC domain containing 2
Exons: 14
Coding region: 156-3551 (1131 amino acids)
Molecular function (GO): zinc ion binding; nucleic acid binding
Source: RefSeq, a predicted model, not a curated record
GAGCAGAAGAAGAAUGGCACUUGGGGCUUGAGGAGAUGAUUAGCUAACAGUGAGAACAGUGUAAAGGACUGCUAGUUCUCCUCUCCUUUCUGCAUUAUCCAUUAUGUACACCGGUCCGUUGUUUACACUCUGAAGCCUCUCCCGUAGUGCUGAUAAUGCUGAAAAUGAAGCUACCGAUGAAAACGGGCGAGGAAGGAGGCGACGAAACGGCCGAGGACGAUUCACUGGAGCAGCCGGAGCAGCGACACCUUCCCGGGGCGGCAUCUCCCUCCUCGGUGUUCGACCGGCUGGAGGACCCUUCCAGACCCCAUGUGGAUCCAUCCCAGCUGGACAAGGAGACUGUUUUCGAGUGGUUCGGCCUACAUCUGAACCCCGCCAGGCGGAUCGAGUUCGUGUGCGGGCUGCUGCAUAUGUGCCAACCCCUGGAGCUCCGUUUUUUGGGGUCUUACUUGGAGGAUCUGGCUCGGAAAGACUACCACGUCUUACGGGACUUUGAGUUUCGGGCGAACAGUCCUAGCGAUUUAGGGGUUUUAACGGACGUGGUGGACCCGGUGGUUCGGUCCAAACUCCUGGUCUGCCUGUCUCUGCUGGGGUCUGACAGCAGGGAAUGUGCUGGAAUACUCUUUCGGAUACUGAGCCAUGUAGACCCGGCCUCGUUCUACUCCCUCCCUCCCUUCAGGAACCCCCACCACCCCCCGGUCCAGGACGGGAAUGUGUCCGGGCGGUCGGAGCAGACCUGCGGCUUCUCCGCUAACGAAGCAGCCGCUGGACCUCUGGAGCAGUUGGCGCUGCUCUUCACCAUGGCCUCCCUACACCCAGCUCUCCAUUUCCACCAACGGGAGGUUGUCCGGGGACAGCUGGACAAAAUAGAGCUCUCCAUAGAGGAGGAGAGGCGUCAGAGCCAGCUUGGAAUGAACGCCCAGGAGCUGAUGGGUCAGAAGGCAGACUGCCUGCCCUCCCCAGCGCUGGGUUUAGGAGAAUGUCCGGCCUCCCAUCCUCCCUGCCAGAGUCGACGCUCGAGCCGCUGGGCAGCACAAAGAGAAGCGGUGCAUAUAGAGGGAAUUGUGCUAAGGGGCAUCUCUCGGACCAGAAUAGACAAGGAAUACAACUUUGAGGUGAAGUGGUCAGACUCUUCUUCCAGCAAUGUGACCAAAACCCAUCUGGAACUGGAGAACUUCCUUCUUAAGCUUCCUAAGGAUCAGUGCACAGAGUCUUUUGAGAAGAGCAUCCUGAGACUUCUGAACCAGGGGGACCAGUAUGAGAGCAGGGAGGUGGAGAAGAACCUCAGGGAAAGGUUCCUGUCUGCUCCUUCACUAUUCAGACAGACCAGAAAGGUCUGCAGCUUCUUCAACUGUGACUCCAGUUACUCUACUAAACAUCCCUACUGCAGAUGCAACUGCCAGCCGUGGAAGGCCUACCAGGGAGACUGCUCCGAUGCCUCCAGUCAGGAGGAAGAGUCGUACAUUCAGGGGCACAAGAAAAAGCACGGGUCCAAGAGUCCAUGUCAACCUCUGUCUAGUGCCAAAGGCUCCCAGGGCGACGUCCGGAGAGGGGCUCAUGCUGCAGAGCUCAGUGGUCCAGCAGAGAGGAGGAAGAAGGCCUGCACCCUGAGGAGCAGUCAUGAGGCUGAACAGCACCAGGACUCAGAGAAGAGAAGCCACCCAGUUACUAAAACCAAGAGCAGAGUCCUGCCCACAGACAGGGAUAAGGGGAAAGGAAAGGCCAAAGGAGCUGCCUUUGUCACGAACGGUGGUUUGGUCCCAGCCCUGACAUCUCAAAGGAAAGAUGGGGUUUCUGGUCUGGAUACCUUUGAAACGUCUUCAGAAAGUUACAGCUCUCCAUCCAGCCCUCAGCACCAAGGACCAGAGAGCCUCGACAGUGAAGAUGACAACAACAAAGACACUGACAGCCACUCUGACGACGGCAGUAAAGGUCCGGGCCCUGACAGGUUCUUCACCCACCAGACUGAUCCUGUCCGUCCUUUGUCUUCCAGCAACCAUCAGUCUCCCAUGGAGGCCCUCUGCACAGACACUAGCACAGAGUUCCCCCCUCUCUCCUUCAUGCAUUGUCUGCCCUACGUGCUCCCUAACGGGGCUGGUGACUCCGGGCUUCCACUGGUUUCUCCUCCCAGCCAAAAUGUCUCUGAUGGGAAGCCCUCAUCAGCGACUCUAAUGAUGCAGAUGCCCCUAGUGCCUCCAGCCGGCCCCGGUCCUGGAAUUGUGGGAGACCCAGAGAAGAGGGAUGUGCUCCCAACCUUUGGGAUUCCACCUAUUGGCCACCCUGCAGGAAAUCCAGCUGUGCAACCUCUGGUUCAAAGGUUUAAAACCAGUUUGUCUCACAGCCAGGGUGGCGCUGACGAGGCUCCAGGGAGUGGUCCUACUCCUGUCGCCCAACAGGCCUCACUCCAGGCCCCUAUCAGAGCCAUGAGUGUCAUGUCUCCUGGCUCCACAUCUUACUCCUCCCCUCUCCUGCCCUGCCAAGACCCCACCAGUGUCAGCUCAGGCCUGGCCUCCUCUCUGCCACACAUGGAGACUUCACAUGCCAAGCACCCCGGCUUAACUUUACCGUCUGGAAUGCCUUCUCCCUACAGCCUGCCCCCCGUCCCCACCUCCGUCAUGCCUACUGUAGGAGCACCGAUGGCCACUGGAGUAUCUCCGUCUCCUGGACACCUCCAAGCAGCUGUUCCCCCAGCUGUGCCCACACACACCCCCGGACCUGCCCCGAGCCCCAGCCCAGCACUGACUCACAGCACGGCACACAGCGAAUCUACAUCGUACAGCAACAGCAGUGCUUCAUGUGGAAGUGCCCCUGUUGCCCCUGUUAACCCCAUGACUCUGCUGCAAACCCAGCAGCAACAAGUGCCCCCCCAGCAGCCAACACCCCUGCAGCAGCAGCAGCCAAUGAGCUGUGGGACUUGCGGCUGUCACAACAACUGCGGCAGUCGAGGCAACAACAACUCUGUGAGCGGAGCCUCGGGCUGCCAGGCGCCGCUGUUCUUCCCCACCCACCAGAUGGCAGCAGCAGCACGCCAGGUGUUCAGUGUUCCUCAGCCGCUCUUCCAGCUCACAAGCCUGUGCAGUAACAGCUACCUCACCCAGGCCCACCCUCCUCACCAGGCCAACGGUGCUGCCACCCUGCCCCCCUUCUUCCCCACUGCUCCUCCUCCGGCACACCCUCCCCCCUACCUUCACACUCACCCCCACAGCCACGCAGACGUGCCAUCACACUUGCUGAGCACGCAGGCUGCAGCCGUGGCAGCCGCUGCCGCCGCAAACUACAGCCUCCAGCAGCAGAUGGCGCCAGCAGCAUCGUUCUGCCAGCGCGUAUACCAGCAUGUGUACCCCAACCCUCUGGGGAUGCUGCCAGCUGCCGCCCUGGGGGGAGGCGGAGUCAACAAAAAGAAUGGCAACGUGUCCUGCUAUAACUGUGGUGUGAGUGGCCACUAUGCUCAGGACUGUAACCAGCCCUCCAUCGACUCCACACAGCAAGGUGGUUUCCGGCUAAAGUACGCAGCGUCCCACAUUUCAGAAGCUCUCGACAAUGCUGACUGAAGAAGAAGACAGAGGAUGAAGAGAAGUUUCUCUCGAUUCGUUUCCUCUGUUGUUCCUCAGGCUCUGUGUUAGCGGAGCGCUGAAGCCUCUGUACUUCAGGAAAAAGAAAAAACAAGAGAUUAUCUAAAAGAAGGAGCGACCUGCCAAGGGCUCAGUGGACUCAGCCUACGAACGAGUGCCUGAAAGAAGUCUUGUUCCCAUGGGGAUGAUUCUGGUCUGGACACCAACAGUCCAUGUGACUCCCGCUCCCUUCCCUUUCAGUUGGUUUUUCAUAUUUUUGCACUGAGGGUUGGAAACUAUUAACUUAUUACUUAAUUAUUACGAAGUUAAGAGAUUCUGGGGAUUUUUUUUUUGUUUUUACAACUGAAAAAGGUUCUUAUAGACUUAUUUCUAAAGAAGCGUAUUUAUGCGUUUUCCUCAUCAUUACUGUUCACUAGGAUUUUAUUGUUUGACACAAUUGUACAGCAGUUUUCAAAGAUUAAGAAUCAAAAAAGUAAUGAAAGCAAAGUGGAUUUUGUGUUUGUUGUUAAAUUUUGCUGUAAGGUUUUUGAAUGUAUAUCCUCUCAUUUCAAACUAAGGAGUUGGACUGUAUCUGAGUGUGUGGAUCUCAUGCGUUUUGGCCACUCGAUAUGUGUUUAGUUGGAAGGUAAUUGCUGCUUUGUAAAUUUAUUUUUAUUUUACACUUUUUAAAAAAUUGUUUUACUUGGUCAAAUGCACUAUAGCAGAAACACAAGUGCACUAAAACAGUCGGCACUGCAACCGAGCUGAUGGAAGGGGCGACUCAUUUUCAUUCAGAACUAUGAAACUUUAAAUAGCUAACGCGUCAGCGUUAGGUUUAAGUAUUGCAGGUUUGAAACGACUUUUACCAGCUGAUAUUUUAGAGUUAGGGAGAUCCUUCAGUGUUUUAAAGUCAACUGUAGAAGAGGUUCCAGUUAGUCAGACCACCUCUGUCCCAGACAAAGCUACACGACCUGCCAUUUCAUAAUUAACUCCCCCUAAACUUAAGUCUAAAACAACGGCAUGUCCAAAAUAACUGUACCUAUAGGGUAAAUUCUUGUUUUCCUGGAGGUGAAACUGUUUGGUUUUAUAAGUUUUACUCUUUCAAAGCUUCAGUCUGCUUCAAACAAACUAAAACGUAGUCACAUCUGAAGAUGAACACAUCAACCUUCAAUCCCCUCCCUAGAAUGAUGGUGUUUGCACCUCUUCCUCUGUCUGUAAAUGAGACUGAACUGUUAUCUUUCACUUCAUUCAGCUGGUUUGUUUGCCCCAGACACCAGUAACAUGUCGUUGCCUCUUUGACAUCAGUUCUAUGUUAGGUUGAAGCAGUGGUAGCCGUAGCUAAGAGCAGUAAAGGUAACACUUUUAAUAUUGAUUCUUAAAAUCAGUCAGCUUUGCUAACAUUAGCCUCCAUAUGGUCCGAGUGGUAUCAGAUGUAUCCAGAUUUUUACAGCAAAGGCCUGAAUGUAUUGACCUUCAUGAAUGAGAUGAAGAAAGUGUUGAUUUGUCUUUCAGAGAUUACAGUCUUUAUUUAAUGCCACCUACUCAAUGAGUUCAUAUCCGCUUAAAGACUUCUCUGUGUUGCACCAAUGGAAAUGGACAAAAGUAGUUGUAUGGUGGAUGGAAGUGAUGGACGUAGGAGUCUGUGAAGCCCAGUUUGAAGCAUACUGACGCUGUAAGAAUCCAGCAUUUUUAUUUUGUUGCCUGUUUCUGCCAUUUUUUAUGAGAAGAGGAGAAUGCUACAGUCUUUUUUUUUUUAUCAGAUUCACUGAGAUAAUGUGAUUUCUUUUGGACUUGUUUUGUGAAUGACUGAAUCGGAAAGGUCUUUAGUUUUGAUUGUUUCAUGUUUUUUUAAAGAUGUAUGACAGACCUGAUAACCAACACUUGAUUACAUCCAUGUGGAACUUGAACAUCUGGUAAGCCCAGAGGUGAUUUGAAACUAUGACAACUAUAAUGUUCUCUGAAGGGAUUUUGGGAUGCAGUGUGACAUUAUGGAGCCCGAAGGUGUUUAAUAGUACAUAGAGAAGUAAGUGAUAAUAAUAAAUGAAACAAUAGUUUAAGAACCUUAUGAAACUAAGCUCAUUGUAAAAUUUUUCUUUCAUCAUUGACAAUUUCACAUCGAGAUGUCCUUUUGUAAAGCGUCUGCUUUUAUUUCAUGAUGGAAUUUGACCCAGUAGGUGGCUUUCCAAUGGAAACGGAAAGCCUUAAAGGGCUAAUGAUGUUUCUGUUUCCAUUGUGGUGUAGGAUCCAACAGACUGUGAUGUUAGCUUUCCGACAGAGAAGUUAGUAGAUGUACCUCCAGCUCUACGAGCACAUAGGAACUCCAACUAUGGUGGUUUAUGUCGGCCAAUAUGGUCAAUUUUACAUUGUUGAUGGCGAGGAGAGGACUGCCGCUGGACGAGGACGUUGAGAUGACAGAAAACAACGGCACUCAUUCUGUCAGAGUUUGACCACUCAGCAUCAAGCCCCAUUAAAAGCACUGAAGUAGGUCAUUUUAUCUCCCCUUACAAUGGGCCCGUAGGAGGUUCUGCAGAGACACUUCUGGAGGUCAAAACUGUAAAAAGUUUUGCGUUACACCACCUGCAGAUUUUUGCAGUGGAAAGUGGCCUAAAAGACACAUUUACCAUCACUUUUUUUGUUAGUGCUUCAUCACCUUUCAGCUAACCACCUGUCCUGUAAGCAAGCAAACCUAAGCAAGGCAGCACUUCAUAGCUGCAGGAACACCAGAGGAACACACUCUGAAUUUCACUACCGCUGUAAAUAUGUUCUCAUACUGCUGUUCAAUUAGCACCUGACCUACCUAGCUACUUAACUUGCUAGGUGGGGUUGUGAUCUUCACUGCUUCGUGAGUUAUGAAGAGCUAAAACAAAACAGACUGGGGUUGCUUUAGCUAACACUGCUAGUGCUUUCCUUUAGUGCUAAGUAAUAAUACAAGCUCAAAAGCUGUCCUAGCUAGACAACUAGCUAGGUGGGAAUUUCCUUUUUUGUCUAAACCUUUAAAACUUGUGUUGCCUUCCUAAUGGCAGCUACGUGUGUUGCUCAAGCUAACCAGAGCUAACUUGUUUUGGUCGAGCUAACCGGAGCUAACUUGUUUUGUUUGAGCUAACUGCAGCUAGCUUGUUUUGUUCGAGCUAAUUGCAGCUAGCUUGUUUGUUUGAGGUAACUGCAGCUAGCUUGUUUGUUCAAGCUAGCUGCAGCUAGCUUGUUUUGGUCGAGCUAACCGGAGCUAACUUGUUUUGUUUGCGGUAACUGCAGCUAGCUUGUUUUGUUCGAGCUAACUGCAGCUAGCUUGUUUGUUUGAGCUAACUGCAGCUAGCUUGUUUGUUCGAGCUAGCUGCAGCUAGCUUGUUUUGGUCGAGCUAACCGGAGCUAACUUGUUUUGUUUGAGCUAACUGCAGCUAGCUUGUUUUGGUCGAGCUAACCGGAGCUAACUUGUUUUGUUUGAGCUAACUGCAGCUAGCUUGUUUUGGUCGAGCUAACCGGAGCUAACUUGUUUUGUUUGAGCUAACUGCAGCUAGCUUGUUUUGUUCGAGCUAACUGCGGCUAGCUUGUUGUGUUCGAGCUAACCAGAGCUAACUUGCGUUGCUCUUGCUAACUUAACAAGCAGUUGUUGAGCUUGCUUGCUGAACAGAGGCAGUGUGACAUUUUAAAAUUGAGUUGAAUUUAAGUAUUUACUUUUUUUUACAAACUAAGUAAUUUAUAACUUCUAUUUAUUUUUCUCAUUUUUAUGUAUUUAAUAUUGAACAUUUUAGGGUUCCACAUGAGAAUUUGCAGGAGUAAACAGUUCUCGUUUUACAGAAUAACUGAGAGAAGAUGACACUGAACACCUCGUAGCCUGUAGACAGUGAAGUGUGUACAUUAAAAGCAUCUGUGGGUGUUUUCUGUCUGUCUGUCUGAAGCUGACAAAAAUAUGUUGAUUUUUUUUUUUCUGAAGCCAUCAGAUUUCCUUGUGACCAUUUGAUGAGAGACUCUCAGGCUGCUUGUUGGUUGUUUUCAGGGCUUUGUGGAUGUGCUGCUGGGUUUUGUGCGUGUUUUUGCUGCCAUUACUGCUCAGCCUACUGUCAGUGCAUUAGUUUAAUACUGAUCUAUGCAUACCCUGUUGUUUUUUCCUCCUAAACGUUCAAAGUGACCAUCAAGAGAUGUCAGAGGUAGAGAUAUUUCAUGUAAAUUCAUUACAGAUUCAAACACCCUGCUGUUAGAUUGAACUGUCUCCACUUUCAUCUUCAACAUAAUGUUCCAAACUUAAAUUUCUUCCUUUCAUUCAUGGCUUGAAGAUCCUGCUAGUUUUGGAUCACAAGCAGUGAGCAGAUGAGGACCAGUUGGACUGUUGUGUGGAUGAGGGAAGCCAGGUGUACAUACUGACGAAUGCACCAAACAACCCAAGUGUUGUUUUGUUGACCUUCAACAUUUGAAAAUGCUGUACUGUACAUUUGCAAGGGGUCACUCUGCUGCCACCCUCAGCCGUAAUGUUUACUGUACUCUUUGAUAUCUGUGUACUGGAAAGGUCAAUUAUAUUUGUAGAGCGGAAUUUGGAUUUUAUGCAAAUUGUUGGUCUGUUUAUUUCCUGUAAUUAAAAGCAAUAAAUAUAAAAAUGGAAACAGAA